AUGCUGCUAUCACUGAGGUGCAAGCCGAGGAUGACACUGAGCUGGCCAAAGCAGCCAAGGCUAAACGCAACAACCGCCUCGCUCGCAAACGCCGUGCACACCGUGCACGUCACGUGCGCAACCAGAAACGAGCCUGCCUCGGUCGUCGCGGCGCGCAAGUGA
Molecule: messenger RNA, 162 nt
Organism: Cooperia oncophora
Lineage: Eukaryota; Metazoa; Nematoda; Chromadorea; Rhabditida; Trichostrongylidae
Source: the annotation of a GenBank genome assembly